AAGAUAUUCCCAUUGCUGCGGGGCCCAUUACCAGUCCAAGACACUCUCAUGCCGCUCUGCCUGGACUGUUUCGCCUUCCUGGCGCCACGGAAACACCAGACCUCGCCUGAGGAGGAGCCAUUGGCACCCAGGCAACAGGACUUGGCAGUGCCGCCAAGGGUUCAGCUCGCUCAUGCUUUGCCAAAGAAGCAGGGCUGGGAGGCAUUGCUACAAGAGGAGGAUGUGCAAUGGCUGCAUAUUGGUGACGGCUGGCUUCCGCCCUUGGUGGAGGUGCCUCUAAAGCUGCGUGUGGGAGAGAAGGAGUUCAGGAGACUGGUGAAGCCUCCGAGUGUGGAAGCCUUGUGGGAGUGGUACGAGGAGCAUGGCAAGACGUCGGCAGACCCGUCCUGGGCACAGGUUUGGCCCUGCGCUGCUGCGCUGGCCCUACUGUUGACCCGGCAGCCUGGGUACACCGUGCGAGGGAAGCGUGUGGUGGAGCUGGGCGCUGGUCUGGGUGUCGCUGGCCUAGCAGCCGCCUUGGCCGGUGCUGAUGUAUUGCUUUUAGACCGGGAGCCCUUGGCGUUGCACUGCGCGGCCUCUACGGCCGCCUUGCAAAGCCUGCCCGUGGGCGCUGUGGAUGCGCCCCACGCGGAGCACAUGGUCCGGGCUGCCGUGUACGACUGGUCAGCUUCGCAGACGUUCAACUUCCCAGCUGAUGUCGUGGUGGCCUCAGAAGUGCUCUAUGACCCUUCAGAGGCUUUGCAGGUCUCGGUGAGCGCAAUGAAGCUCAUGGGCGAGGCGCAGCCAUGCGUGGCCUUCGUCUCGAACACGGAUGACCUUGCACAUAACAACAGCCAGCUCUCCCUGAACAUCAGCUUAGAGGCUCCUCAGCUGCGGAACUGCCGCUUGCUGAUCACCGACCCCAGGAGGGAGCGCUGUCCGGGUACCCGGGAAGCCUUGGCAACAGGAUUGCGCCAGGCUGGAGCCACCGUGGAGCUCUACGAGGCGCCGACACCUUGUUUGGGAGAUGGCUUGCAAGAUCAGGAGGAUGUGGCUGUGAUCGAUGCCAUUUGGAAGUGA
This is a messenger RNA of Durusdinium trenchii, 1059 nucleotides long. The record is from the annotation of a GenBank genome assembly. Lineage: Eukaryota; Dinophyceae; Suessiales; Symbiodiniaceae.